CCCUGCAGGUAUCUUCUUUUCCCAUAACUUCAGUGCCCUGAAACCCGAGUAUUCCACCAAGAUAAUAUGAUAGGCACUUUCCGUGGUUUGGAGCCAUAUCCUACUUAGACGAAUGCGGGCCUUCCAGAGGUCCUGAGAGCUUGGUACAGAGCACACACUGCUUGCUAGUUGGCGCGGCAAUAAUGCCAUCUCUGCCUCAAGAAAGAGUUAUUCAGGGGCCUUCUGCCUUGGAUCUGAGUACAGAGCUGCCUUUUCAAAGCACACUGAAAAGGAGAGUCAGAAAGAAGAAAAAGAAGGGAACAAUCACAGCCAAUGUUGCUGGGACAAAGUUUGAAAUUGUUCGUUUAGUAAUAGAUGAAAUGGGAUUUAUGAAAACUUCAGACGAGGAUGAAACCAGUAACCUGAUAUGGUGUGACGCCGCAGUUCAGCAGGAGAAGAUUGCAGAGCUGCAAAACUACCAGAGGAUCAACCAUUUUCCAGGAAUGGGGGAGAUCUGUAGGAAAGAUUUCUUAGCAAGAAAUAUGACCAAAAUGAUCAAGUCCCGGCCUCUGGAUUAUACCUUUAUUCCUCGAACAUGGAUCUUCCCUGCUGAAUAUACUCAAUUCCAGAACUACAUGAAAGAAUUGAAGAAAAAAAGGAAGCAGAAAACUUUUAUAGUAAAACCAGCUAAUGGUGCAAUGGGUCAUGGGAUUUCUUUGAUAAGAAAUGGUGACAAACUUCCAUCGCAGGAUCAUUUGAUUGUUCAAGAAUACAUCGACAAGCCUUUCCUAAUGGAAGGCUACAAGUUUGAUUUACGAAUUUACAUUCUGGUAACAUCAUGUGAUCCACUAAAAAUAUUUCUCUACCACGAUGGACUUGUGCGAAUGGGAACAGAGAAGUACAUUCCACCUAAUGAGUCCAAUUUGACCCAGUUAUACAUGCACCUGACAAACUACUCUGUGAACAAGCACAAUGAGCGUUUCGAAAGGGACGAGACGGAAAACAAGGGCAGCAAACGCUCCAUCAAAUGGUUUACGGAAUUCCUGCAAGCAAAUCAACAUGAUGUUGCCAAGUUUUGGAGUGACAUUUCAGAGCUGGUGGUUAAGACUCUGAUUGUGGCAGAGCCUCAUGUCCUGCAUGCUUAUCGGAUGUGCAGACCUGGGCAGCCUCCGGGGAGUGAAAGUGUCUGCUUCGAAGUCCUGGGAUUUGAUAUUUUGUUGGACAGAAAGCUAAAGCCGUGGCUUCUGGAGAUCAACAGAGCUCCGAGCUUUGGGACUGAUCAGAAAAUAGACUAUGAUGUAAAAAGGGGAGUGCUGCUAAAUGCACUGAAGCUCCUCAACAUCAGGACCAGCGAUAAAAGGAAAAACUUGGCCAAACAAAAAGCUGAGGCUCAAAGGAGGCUUUAUGGUCAGAAUUCAAUCAAAAGGCUCUUGCCAGGUUCCUCAGACUGGGAGCAGCAGAGGCAUCAGCUGGAGAGGCGGAAAGAGGAGUUGAAAGAGAGACUUGUUCAAGUGCGAAAGCAGGUCUCUAAAGAACAACAUGAAAAUCGACAUAUGGGGAAUUAUAGACGAAUUUAUCCUCCUGAUGAUAAAACUCUACUUGAAAAGUAUGAAAAUUUGUUGGCUGCUGCCUUUCAGACCUUUCUUUCAGGAAGAGCAGCUUCAUUCCAGCGUGAGCUGAACAAUCCUUUGAAAAGGAUGAAGGAGGAAGAAAUUUUGGAUCUUCUGGAACAAUGUGAAAUCGAUGACGAAAAGUUGAUGGGCAAAACUUCCAUGCCUCGAGGACCAAAGCCUCUCUUUUCCAUGCCUGAGAGUACAGAGGUGAUGAGAAGACAGAAGUACUACAGCAGUGAUAGCAGUUAUGAUAGUAGUGACAGCUCUUCAGAAUCAGAUGAAAAUGAAGAGUACCAAAGUAAAAGAAGAGAAAAGCAAGUUACUUAUGAUCUUAAACAGCCCAACCACUGCAAAAUAUUCCAAACAUCCAGUUCCAUAAGGCGUUCAUUCAGUUGCCCUCGGUCCAUCUCUUCUCAAUCACCUUGUAGUGCAGACAUCCGCCCUCUUUCUGCUCAACAAAUGAUGUCAGCAUCCCGGACAACUUCAUCGUGUCGGUCACAUUCCUUAAACCGUGCUUCCUCCUACGUGAGGCAUCUGCCUCAUAGUAAUGAUGCCAACUCUAAUUUUCAGGUGAGUGAGUCUUUGCGGCAACCAAGAACAAAAGAACAAGAAGAGGAUCUAACAAGUCAGACCUUACUUGUCCUCCAGGACAUGAAGAUCCGUUUUCCAGGGAAAUCAGAUGCAGAAACACAACUUCUGGUAGAAGAUAUCCUUGAAAACUGGAAGUUUCAUAAAACAAAAGUGGCUUCAUAUUGGCUCAUAAAAUUGGACUCUGUAAAACAACGAAAAGUUUUGGACAUUGUAAAAACAAAUAUUCGCACAAUUCUUCCACGCAUCUGGAAGGUGACUGAUGUCGAUGAACUACAUUUAUAUCGGAUUUUUAACCGGGUUUUUAAUCGCUUACUCUGGAGUCAUGGCCAAGGACUAUGGAACUGUUUCUGUGAUUCAGGAUCCUCUUGGGAGAGUAUUUUCAGUAAAAGCCCGGAGGUGGUGACUUCUUUGCAGCUCCAGUGUUGCCAGCGCCUAGUUGAACUAUGUAAACAGUGCCUGCUUCUGGUUUACAAAUAUUCAACGGAGACAAGAGGAUCAUUCUCAGGCAUUGGCACUGACUGGGGUAAUUCCAGGUAUUUACUACCAGGAUGUACACAAUUCUUCAUGAGAUCACCAGUCUACAACUUGAAAUACUGUUCACCUGGAAUGACUCGCUCCAAUGUUUUGUUUACAUCCAGAUAUGGCCAUUUGUGAAACAGAAGGGAAAUUUCCAUGGGUUAUGCAUUAUAGUAAUUCAUUGCCCCCCUAAUGUAAACAUGCAAAGAAAGCAACCGUUAAGUGCUGUUUUAUGUAUAUAGGACAUAUAUAUGUGUGAAAUAUAUGCACACAUCUCUCAAAUAAUAUAUUUAUUAUAUAAAAGAAUUAGGAAACUUGGAUAGAAGACUUAACCUUUCUGUAAAUGUAAUAAACCAUGUUAAUAUUGUUUACACAAUA
Molecule: messenger RNA, 3077 nt
Organism: Myotis lucifugus (little brown bat)
Lineage: Eukaryota; Metazoa; Chordata; Mammalia; Chiroptera; Vespertilionidae
Gene: TTLL7
Product: tubulin tyrosine ligase like 7
Exons: 20
Coding region: 183-2837 (884 amino acids)
Biological process (GO): protein polyglutamylation; microtubule cytoskeleton organization
Cellular component (GO): cilium
Molecular function (GO): tubulin binding; tubulin-glutamic acid ligase activity
Source: RefSeq, a predicted model, not a curated record